This is a messenger RNA of Carassius carassius (crucian carp), 2887 nucleotides long. RefSeq names its product voltage-dependent calcium channel gamma-4 subunit-like. NCBI's taxonomy places the organism in Eukaryota, Metazoa, Chordata, Actinopteri, Cypriniformes, Cyprinidae. The transcript is spliced from 6 exons. Gene Ontology annotation, cellular component: AMPA glutamate receptor complex; postsynaptic density membrane. Gene Ontology annotation, biological process: neurotransmitter receptor transport, postsynaptic endosome to lysosome; calcium ion transport; transmission of nerve impulse. Gene Ontology annotation, molecular function: channel regulator activity; voltage-gated calcium channel activity. Bases 458 to 1729 code for a protein of 423 amino acids. The record is from RefSeq and is a predicted model, not a curated record.
UCAUCCUGCAGACCUGUUCCUAGAGAACUGGGAUUUGUCUCUUGAGCAAUAGUAAGCAAGUCCUGCUAACUCCUGCUUCUCCGUCGUUUAUUCAUAUGAACACAACUGUCUCUUAACGCCCCCUCACUCACUCACCGCCUCUCCAGAGCCGCCUCAAGAAUUACUACCAAAAAGCAACAGGAAUACAUGUCUAAACUGCAAAGGAGGAAAAGCAGUAGGAUUCCUGCCAUGAAAUCUCUCUAAGAGGAGAAAAGCAGCGAAACCUAGAAAAUCUACAUCCACCCACGGGCAGGAGACAGGGGGAGAGAGAAAGAAAGAAAGAAAGAAAGAAAGAGAGAGAGUGGAGGGUAACGUGAAAGAGGGGAGAAAGAAAGAGCGAGGGAUAACAGUCGAUGGAUGCUGCUUGGACACUUUGGUCGGUACAAUCUUCAGUGAAAAGGACCGGAGAGCUGCAGGGAUGGAUGGGAAGGGAAGACACAUUCCUCCAGCCAUGGUGUGGUGCGAGCGAGGAAUUCAGGUGCUUCUCACCACUGUGGGAGCAUUCGCAGCCUUCGCCUUGAUGACCGUGGCCAUUGGCACGGACUACUGGCUGUACGCUCGGGCCUUUAUCUGCAACAGCACUGCCAACUCCUCUCAGGAUGACCCCCACAACAAGGACAAGAAGGAUCCUGGAGCACUCACUCACUCCGGCCUCUGGAGGAUUUGCUGCCUGGAAGGAUUAAAGAGAGGAGUGUGUUCCCAGAUUAAUCAUUUCCCAGAUGAGGCUGAUUAUGACCAGGAUGCUGCAGAGUACCUUUUACGUGUAGUCAGGGCCUCCAGUAUAUUUCCUAUCCUCAGUGCCAUAUUAUUGCUGCUAGGUGGAGUGUGUGUGGCUUCUAGUCAGUUCUACAAAACCAAAAGACACAUUAUUUUGGGAGCAGGCAUUUUGUUUGUAGUGGCAGGCCUGAGCAACAUCAUAGGUGUCAUCGUAUACAUCUCAGCGGCGCUCAGUGACAUCUCUCCCAAAAAGGAUGAGGACAAGAAGUGGCACUACUCCUACGGGUGGUCCUUCUACUUUGGCGGCCUGUCGUUCAUACUGGCAGAAGUGGUAGGUGUGCUGGCCGUCAACAUUUACAUCGAGCGCAACAAAGAACUGCGCUGUCGUUCGCGUACUGACCUCUUCCGCAGCACAACCUCGGCUGUGUUACGCCUGCCGGGAUAUCGCUUCCGCCGGCGCUCCUCCCGCUCCAGCUCACACUCCACAGCGGAGCCGACCCGCUCCCGCGAGCAGUCCCCCACCUCCACCAUUGCUCCCAAGAACUUCGGCCCGCCCCUGGCUGCCGGCCCGCCACCAUUUUCAGUAGCAACGCUACCCAAUCCGCAUACGCACUCCGGAGGGGGGAUGGGGGAUAUAUCCAUGUACACGCUAGGCAGGGAAGGUAAGCCGCCCAUGUACGGUACAGUCGACCGUGCAACGCUCUACCAGCUGCACAAUUACUUUACCACAAAGGAGGGUGGAGGAGGAGCGCACAUGACAGGAACACUGCCUUCUCAGUCCAAGUCGAACCUGGCUGCAUCGACCAAUGCCACCCUCAGUACCUCGUCUUCCUCCGGCCCCCAGCAGCAGCCACUGUCUACCGGCUCCUCCGCCACCAUGGAGCGGGAUCGAGGACUGGGUACCUUGGAUCGACUUGGUAAAGGAGACAGUUCAAACACUAACACUCUCAACAGGAGAACAACACCUGUGUAACGAAAGGCUGGAGGGGGAGGGAAGAGAGUGAUGGGGAAAACAAGCGAUUACAUGAAUUGAAAGUAAACUGGGAAGGGGGGAGGGACCGGAGAUUGGAAAAAAGCAAGAAAGGGCUGAGAAACAGAACAAGGUCCACUUGCAAGACAACAAACAAGUGAAUAAGAAGGCAAUACAUCAUUUUUUUUCUCAUUUUUGAACAUGGUGACUUGAGUAACAUAAUUCCAUCCGCACUUCUUAUUGAUUCAUGUUGAAAUAAUCGAUGUGUGUGAUGGUGAUCUUUCGGUUCUUCAAGCUCUUUCAAUUCCAGUGCUUUAUCAUCGGGUUAUGCCUGUAACUUAUUUAGCAUUCCAAUAGAGUUGUUGUUUGUUUAUUUUUUUAUUAUGCUAACUGUCAUUGCUGGGUUAACUUAUUCAUUAUACAUUUUAAUCAAGGUAUUUUGUUUUUGCACAAUUAUUCAUCAUCAUUUUAAUUUAUUUCCUUUCGAUUGAUGAAGUCAAACUGUGAUUUUUUUUUUUCUUGCACAUGUUGACACUUUAUUUCACAUGUCAUUCAGUGUCAAGCAUGUGUUAAUUUUGCGGGAGAGUAACGACUAUUACUAUUAUUAUUAUGACUUUUUUAGUUUUUACAAAGAUUGUUAAUAUCUAGAUCUGUGGAAUCUUUCAUUGUAACCGUAAGUGUACAAGUAGUUAAGUCUUCAUAUAAAUAUAUUUGAUUUAUUUAUCAUAUUAACAGUCUUAAUAUUGCUAUGAUGGCAUAAUAAUUGUAAAGAAACUGCUUUUGAGACUGGAAGUCAAAAAAAGAGAAAAAGAAAGAGAAUACAGAAGUGAAAGACAUUUAUUCCAGGGGAGCAAUACAUAUACCUAAAAAACCUCACAAGAAAAGACAAAAAAAUCUAUUAAAUAUAUAGUAUAUUAUGAUUAUAAAUAUAUAUAUAUAUAUAUAAUUUGGUGUGCGUGUGUGUGGGAAAAAUUUUUUUUUGGUAAAAUAAAAUAUGAUAUAUUCUAUGAAUGUGUAAAACAGAUCUAUGUGCAUACUGUUAGCAGUUUUGACUGCAGCAUAUCAUUUUCAUGUUUAUUUGUAACUUUGUAUGCAUGAUUCAUAUCUAAUAUAUGAUAUAUUCAUAAUGCUCUGCCUUUUGCAUCACAUUUAUGUGCUCAU